AUGCAUCCAGUUGAAGAAUUCACUGAGCUGAGUCAAAUCCUACGUACGUCAGGCGGUCGACGAUGGAAGGGUCUCAGGUUCGCGAAAUGCGAUCUGCUUCCGGGAUAUGGAGGCCCAAACAUGGUGCCUGACGAAGAAGUUCCUCCCGGUUGGUUUAUUCAUGUCAACCGGGGCGUCUGCGAGAAGGAGCUUUUUUGUCGCCCUGAAACCUCUGUACCAUCACUGCUACUUUUUCGUGAAGGUGGCCACGAUCGCCCAGCCCUUUACUUGGUCGAGGGUUCCACUUCUUGUUGGUUCUAUCUUUGGGAUGCUGUCUCCAAGAUCGAACGACCAAACGUACUGCAGCAUAUUUUGGACACAUUGAAGGAGCGCGUCGAACAACUCACACUGUGUGGGAUGCACUACUAUAUCUACGACCAAGCGUCUUUUGACAUACUCCGCAUCAAUGAGCCAAGGAUGCUGCAGGACAUCCUUCGAGUUCCGAACUUCACUUCUAUGAACGCCCUACAGGGGCUUAAUCUGGAGAACUUGGAGCUCCUCCCAGACUACGGAGGCUCGAACAGAGUCCCUGAUAACGAUGUACCCCAAGGGUGGACCAACCGAGUCAACCCCAAAAUUGUCGACUACAAAUGGUGCCGUGGGUACGGAAUCAGCAUUUGCCCAACCACACUCCUCUAUUCGGAAAGCUACCUCGACGGAACACCCGCAUGUCUAUUCGAGUCCCAACCCAGCUUACGCUCCACUAAUUAUCUUUGCAAGCCUCCCUCCGACGCAAUCUAUCGUAUCGAUGGGACAGAAGGCUUGCCUGACGUUCUCGCGGUCUUAAAAGAUGCGUCAGUAGAGCUGAAGCUUACGCUUCUCGAGUGGUUACCGGGCAGAGAGUCAUACAGAAUCGCGGAUGAUGAGAUACCUCGCGGCUGGAUGCGGGCGUCGAAUCCUGAUGCUUGCAAUGCAAUGCCGUGGAAAAAGCACAGGCUAGCGCCUCCAACACCUAUCCUUUAA
This is a messenger RNA of Letharia lupina, 1002 nucleotides long. RefSeq lists its product as uncharacterized. The transcript has 2 exons. The record is from RefSeq and is a predicted model, not a curated record. The coding region runs from base 1 to 1002 and encodes 333 amino acids. Lineage: Eukaryota; Fungi; Ascomycota; Lecanoromycetes; Lecanorales; Parmeliaceae.